AUGUCGGCAGACGCAAACUCUUGUCCGGUACCGCCCGGCGAAUCGCUAGACACAUCGCCAACUCCUAUAACGACAGCGGCAGAAGAAGGGGGCCAACAUGCUGCGGGCCAAGACACCAAGCCGGCCGAAGCCGAUGCCGAAGCCGAUGCCGAAGCCGAUGCCGAAGCCGGCAAAUCCACUAGUUCUACAAUAAACCCCGAACCCGAGCCCGUACCCGAGCCGGCGCUUCCGCCCCUUUCUCCGGCCGAGUUCCGGGAAUACAAUCGCCUAGCCGUCAAGAUGGAAUAUUUUCACGACCACUUCCGCCAAACAUACAACAUGAUCUACGAGGCGGCGAGGACGGGCCGCCGGCCAAUGGGCAUGUCGCUCAAGAAGUUCCUCGACGAGGGCAUCAGCCUGGUCGGCUACCUCGAAGCGCACCACGGCAUCGAGGAGUCGUACCUGUACCCCAUCCUGGCCCGCAAGAUGCCCCAGUUCCGCACCGCCGCCGAGGCCGCCGCCAUGUCGUCGCCGUCGUCUUCAGCCGGCGGGGGCAAGAAGCAAAAGCAGGCCGACUGCGAGCUGCUGCGCCAGCACCGCGCCAUCCAUGCCGGCAUGGACGUCUUCGAGUCCUACCUGCGCGCCUGCCGUAACCGCGAGCGCGAGCUCGAGAUGUCGGUCCUCAAGGACAAGAUGGACGCCUGGGGCGACGUGCUGUUCCGCCACCUCGACGACGAGGUGCGCGAGAUCAGCGCCGACGUCAUGCGCAAGUACUGGACUGUUGCCGAGAUGCGCUCGUUUCCCAUAUGA
This is a messenger RNA of Lasiosphaeria miniovina, 789 nucleotides long. RefSeq lists its product as uncharacterized. The transcript has 2 exons. NCBI's taxonomy places the organism in Eukaryota, Fungi, Ascomycota, Sordariomycetes, Sordariales, Lasiosphaeriaceae. Bases 1 to 789 code for a protein of 262 amino acids. The record is from RefSeq and is a predicted model, not a curated record.